GUGAUGGAGUCCAGCAGCGGGCGCUUCUCUCUCUUCUCCCCGCACCCAGCGCUCUUCCUGCGGCUGGAGGACAGGAGUUUCCCGCGCAGCCCGAAGUGCGCCCGCUGCAGGAAUCACGGCGUGGUUUCGGCUCUGAAGGGCCACAAACGCUUCUGCCGCUGGCGCGACUGCGCGUGCGUCAAGUGCGCGUUGAUCGCGGAGAGGCAGCGCGUCAUGGCGGCGCAGGUGGCGCUGCGGAGGCAGCAGGCGCAGGAGGAGCUGCAGAUGAUUUACCCCGCGGCAGGAGCGAGCGAGGCCGGCUUGAGGAUCUCCAGAGCACCGCUGAGCUCCGCCGCUCCGUCCGCGUUCGACGCCUUCAGUCCGGACGCGUUCAGAGACGAGAAAAGCCUAAACAAGCGCGGUGUGUUCAGACGGAUGAGUCGGGCUUUGUUCAGCCCAGAGAAGAGUGACCCGCUGAAGGACCGUGUGAGCUCCUCGGAUCUGGAGUCCGGCGGCGAGUCGGAGAAACCCGGGGAAGAGCGGUCCAGAGCGCCGGCUGUGGUUCUGAGCAGGAUCUUCCCCGGCGUCCAGCGAGACGCUCUGGACUCGGCGCUGGAGGCCGGUUCUGGAGACGUGCUGAGGGCCAUGGAGCUGCUGCUGGGUUCUCCACACCUGGGCUCCAGAUCCGCCUCCUCCACGAACUCCUUCAGCCCUCGGUUUGCCAUCGCUCCGCUGCGACUCGCCUACUCAACACCCAGCUUCACUCCUCCGUAUCUGUCCCUGCGGCCCCCAGCAGACUAUCCGCUCCCCGGGGCCCUGCGGGACUCUCUCAGCCCCACGGUGCUUUACUCCAGCCUCAGCCGACACAAAUAACCCUUAACCUCUUAACUCUCACCCGUUUACUUCAGUUUUACAAAUCAAUCCUGAUCUAAUCAUGGCAAACUAUAUGUCGUUGGAAAGGUCUAAAC
This is a messenger RNA of Sinocyclocheilus rhinocerous, 947 nucleotides long. RefSeq names its product doublesex- and mab-3-related transcription factor A1. The coding region runs from base 4 to 852 and encodes 282 amino acids. Gene Ontology annotation, cellular component: nucleus. Gene Ontology annotation, molecular function: RNA polymerase II cis-regulatory region sequence-specific DNA binding; DNA-binding transcription factor activity, RNA polymerase II-specific. The record is from RefSeq and is a predicted model, not a curated record. Lineage: Eukaryota; Metazoa; Chordata; Actinopteri; Cypriniformes; Cyprinidae. Gene Ontology annotation, biological process: regulation of transcription by RNA polymerase II; sex differentiation. The transcript is spliced from 2 exons.